This is a messenger RNA of Esox lucius (northern pike), 6509 nucleotides long. RefSeq names its product disco-interacting protein 2 homolog C. Bases 584 to 5494 code for a protein of 1636 amino acids. The record is from RefSeq and is a predicted model, not a curated record. NCBI's taxonomy places the organism in Eukaryota, Metazoa, Chordata, Actinopteri, Esociformes, Esocidae. The transcript has 39 exons.
UGAUAACCGGAAAAUGGUUAGCUGCAUUUAAUAACUAUUUAAGUUCUAAAAGGUUCCGAAAAUAAACACUACCUAGACAUGUAGAAUUGGGAGUCUACUCGGUUCAUUUAAUUUUUAUCAGUAACGUUCGACAACGGUUUGAGAACUGAACGUGACAAAAUCAAAGAUAUGUAGGCUCUGUCGGUGGUGAAAUAUUGACCUUUCCUAAAGUGGGCAUGUGGCGCCCUCCAUCGGGCUCUUGUGUGCAUCAAGCAUCACGUGAAUAUGAGAGGGCACAGAGCAGUAAGAGCACUGUACUAGAAACGAGUGAACGUCGGAUCCCUCAGCCGCACUGUCAAAGCUUGGAAUAUUACAACAGCAGCAGCAGCAGCUCAGACCUUUUUUCUUACUAGAGCGACAACCAACCAUGGCGGGACUUGAAUAACGACGCGAGCAGAGCGAUAUUCGCCAAAACACUUUCAGAAUUCCUACUUCGCUCCUUUUUUGCCCUAUGCAUCAGCGUCGUUUGGAGGAAGGACAGUGUUGAAAUACUUUACUGGACUCGGUCAGAAGAAAAUAGAAAGCUAAGUAAAUUUAAAGCAGAAUGGCGGACCGUGAUACGUUACCUCUUCCUCCGGAGGUGCGAACUAGACUUGCUGAGCUGGAACUGGAGUUGUCAGAGGGUGACAUCACACAGAAGGGCUAUGAAAAGAAGAGGUCCAAAUUAAUUGGGGCCUUCCUCCCUCAGGCACCAGGUAAAGGGAUGGACCCGUCUGCGCCCCACGAGAGAAGAACACCCGUCACCCCUGGCUCUUCCUCCAGAUACCACCGUCGGCGUUCCUCUGGCUCCCGGGACGAGCGCUACAGAUCAGAUGUCCACACAGAGGCGGUGCAGGCUGCUUUGGCCAAACACAAGGAGCGCGGUAAGAUGGCAGUGCCCAUGCCCUCCAAGCGGCGCUCCCUGGUCGUGCAGACUUCCAUGGAUGCCUACACUCCCCCAGGUGAGCAACAUAUAGGACACCAAGACACGUCUUCGGGUUCGGACGGCGAGGGCUCCAUGCAGGGCGAGGGCACGCCCACCUCCAGCCAGGGAAGCAUCAACAUGGAGAACUGGAUCAGUCGGGCAAUCCACGGUUCCACCUCGUCCUCCACCACCUCGUCCUCCUCCACCCAGAGCGGAGGGAGCGGGGCGGCAGGCCGGCUUGCAGACGUUAUGGGCCAGACGCAUCUGGGGAAGUCAGGGCCAAUUGCUCACCUCUCUCUGAAGAGGAAGACUAGGAAGGCCCCCCCCAGCCAUCCGGUCCCAGUCACGGUAGAGAACGGGAACUCAGGUCCCGGCGCCGCAGUCCGGUGGUCCUGUGAGUUCGGAUCGGGCGGACCGGAGCUCGUCUGGCGGCCGCCCCCCCAGGAGCAGCAGGAGAACCACUCUGCCCCUCCAGAUGUCACCGGCUACACCAGCGACUCCAUCCAGCUGGAGAGACCCCAGGGCUCCACCACGGCGUCCAGGGCUGCGCCCAAGUACGGCAACGCCGAGCUCAUGGAGACCGGAGAUGGCGUUCCAGUAGGGGGCAGAGUGUCAGCCAAGAUCCAGCAGCUGGUAAACACGUUGAAGAGGCCCAAACGGCCACCUUUAAGAGAAUUCUUUGUGGACGACUUCGAAGAGCUCCUGGAGGUCCAACAGCCGGACCCCAACCAGCCUAAAGCGGAGGGGGCUCAGAUGCUGGCCAUGAGGGGGGAGCAGUUAGGGGUGGUCACUAACUGGCCCCCGUCGCUGGAGGCCGCGCUGCAGAGGUGGGGCACCAUAUCUCCCAAAGCCCCUUGCCUUACCACUAUGGACACCAACGGAAAACCACUGUACAUUUUAACCUACGGAAAACUGUGGACACGGAGUAUAAAGGUGGCCUAUAACAUCCUUCACAAGCUGGGGACCAAGCAGGAACCCAUGGUCAGACCUGGAGACCGGGUGGCUCUUGUCUUUCCCAACAACGACCCGGCUGCCUUUAUGGCUGCCUUCUACGGCUGUCUACUGGCCGAAGUUGUCCCUGUGCCAAUCGAAGUGCCGCUUACGAGAAAGGAUGCUGGGAGUCAACAGAUUGGUUUUCUGCUGGGAAGCUGUGGAGUGACGGUUGCCUUGACGAGCGAUGCCUGCCAUAAAGGCCUUCCCAAGAGCCCCACAGGGGAGAUUCCACAGUUCAAAGGCUGGCCAAAACUGCUGUGGUUUGUGACUGAAUCAAAGCACUUAUCCAAACCCCCCCGAGACUGGUUCCCUCAUAUCAAGGAUGCAAAUAACGACACAGCCUAUAUCGAGUAUAAGACGUGUAAAGACGGCAGUGUCCUCGGCGUGACAGUGAUGAGGAUAGCCCUGCUGACUCAUUGUCAGGCCCUCACCCAAUCCUGUGGAUACACUGAAGCUGAGACCAUAGUGAAUGUAUUAGACUUUAAGAAGGAUGUUGGACUGUGGCACGGCAUUCUCACGAGCGUGAUGAACAUGAUGCAUAUUAUCAGCAUACCGUACUCCCUGAUGAAGGUCAACCCGCUGUCCUGGAUCCAGAAAGUGUGCCAGUACAAAGCGAAAGUGGCGUGUGUGAAGUCCAGGGAUAUGCACUGGGCCUUGGUGGCCCACCGAGACCAGAGGGACAUCAACCUGAGCUCGCUACGCAUGCUGGUGGUGGCAGAUGGAUCCAACCCCUGGUCCAUCUCUUCGUGUGAUGCAUUCCUCAAUGUCUUCCAGAGUAAGGGCCUGAAGCCUGAGGUGAUCUGUCCCUGUGCCAGCUCCCCAGAGGCCCUCACUGUAGCCAUUAGGAGGCCCACAGAGGACAGCAACCAGCCCCCAGGGAGGGGUGUGCUCUCCAUGCAGGGCCUGAGUCACGGAGUCAUCCGAGUGGACUCUGAGGAGAAGCUCUCUGUCCUCACCCUGCAGGACGUGGGUACUGUCAUGCCAGGAUCUCUCAUGUGCGUAGUGAAACCAGACGGGGUUCCACAGUUAUGUAAAACAGAUGAGAUCGGGGAGCUGUGCGUGUGUUCCAUCGCCACGGGGACGUCGUAUUACGGCCUCUCAGGCAUGACCAAGAACACCUUUGAGGUGUUCCCUAUGAACAGUGUCGGGGCGCCCAUCAGCGAGUACCCCUUCACCAGGACAGGCCUGCUGGGCUUCGUCGGCCCUGGGGGGCUGUGCUUCAUCGCUGGCAAGAUGGACGGCCUCAUGGUGGUGGCCGGUCGGAGGCACAACGCUGAUGACAUUGUGGCCACAGCCCUGGCCGUGGAGCCCAUGAAGUUUGUCUACAGGGGGAGGAUAGCUGUGUUCUCCAUCACUGUGUUACAUGACGAGAGGAUCGUAGUGGUGGCUGAGCAGAGACCCGACUCCACAGAGGAGGACAGCUUCCAGUGGAUGAGCAGAGUGCUGCAGGCGAUAGAUGGGAUUCACCAGGUGGGGGUCUACUGCCUGGCCCUGGUGCCCUCCAACACCCUCCCCAAGACCCCUCUGGGGGGCAUUCACCUAUCGGAAACCAAGCAGCUGUUCCUGGAGGGCUCCCUUCACCCCUGUAAUGUCCUCAUGUGUCCCCACACCUGUGUCACCAAUCUGCCUAAGCCCCGGCAGAAACAGCCAGAAAUCGGGCCUGCCUCUGUGAUGGUGGGAAACCUGGUGUCGGGGAAGAGGAUCGCCCAGGCUAGUGGCAGGGACCUGGGCCAGAUGGAAGACAAUGACCAGGCAAGGAAGUUUCUCUUCCUCUCAGAAGUUUUACAAUGGAGGGCCCAGACCACUCCAGACCAUGUGCUUUACACGCUGCUCAACUCCAGGGGAACAAUAGCCCACUCGCUGACAUGUGUCCAGUUGCACAAGAGAGCAGAGAAGAUUGCUACUAUGCUGGCGGAGCGAGGACACCUGCAGGACGGGGAACAUGUUGCGCUCGUCUACCCCCCUGGGAUUGACCUGAUCGCGGCGUUCUACGGGUGCCUGUACGCUGGCUGUGUGCCAAUCACCGUGCGCCCUCCGCACCCUCAGAACAUCGCCACCACUCUGCCCACGGUGAAGAUGAUCGUGGAGGUGAGCCGCUCGGCGUGCGUGAUGACCACUGCAGUGAUAUGCAAGCUGCUGAGGUCCAAGGAGGCAUCAGCGGCGGUGGACGUCCGGACCUGGCCUCCUGUCUUGGACACAGAUGAUUUGCCAAAGAAGAAGCCUCCUUUGUUGUACAAGCCGUCAAAUCCGGACACACUGGCUUACCUGGACUUCAGUGUGUCCACCACGGGAAUGCUAGCAGGAGUCAAGAUGUCCCACACUGCCACCAGUGCCUUCUGUCGCUCCAUCAAGCUGCAGUGUGAGCUGUACCCCUCCCGCGAGGUGGCUAUCUGCCUGGACCCUUACUGCGGCCUGGGCUUCGUCCUCUGGUGCCUUUGCAGUGUCUACUCCGGCCACCAGUCUAUCCUGAUCCCACCAUCUGAGUUGGAAGUGAACCCCGCUUUGUGGCUACUGGCCGUCAGCCAGUACAAGGUCAGGGACACCUUCUGCUCCUACAGCGUCAUGGAGCUGUGCACCAAGGGCCUGGGCCUGCAGACCGAAUCGCUAAAGUCUCGAGGCCUGGACUUGUCACGGGUGAGGACGUGUGUGGUGGUGGCUGAGGAGAGACCCCGGAUAGCCCUGACCCAGUCGUUCUCCAAGCUCUUCAAAGACCUGGGCCUGCAUCCCCGAGCGGUCAGCACCUCGUUCGGUUGCAGAGUCAACCUGGCCAUCUGCCUUCAGCCUCACAGGCUGGGGAAGCUUGCUGACCAGGGUACUUCUGGGCCGGACCCAACCACUGUAUAUGUUGAUAUGAGGGCACUGAGGCACGACAGGGUUCGUCUGGUAGAAAGAGGGUCUCCACACAGCUUACCCCUGAUGGAGUCCGGAAAAAUUCUACCUGGGGUUCGGAUUAUCAUCGCCAACCCGGAGACCAAAGGGCCGCUGGGAGACUCGCAUCUUGGAGAGAUCUGGGUCUGCAGUGGACACAAUGCCAGCGGCUACUUCACAGUUUAUGGUGACGAAGCGCUGCAGUCAGACCACUUUAACUCCCGUCUGAGCUUCGGAGACACGCAGACAAUCUGGGCGAGAACUGGCUACCUUGGCUUCCUCAGGAGGACCGAGCUUACCGAUGCCAGUGGAGAGAGACAUGACGCCCUGUACGUGGUGGGGGCAUUGGAUGAAGCCAUGGAGUUAAGGGGAAUGAGGUACCACCCCAUUGACAUUGAGACCUCUGUCAUCAGGACGCACAAAAGCAUAACUGAGUGUGCGGUCUUCACGUGGACCAACCUUUUGGUGGUGGUGGUGGAGCUGGAUGGUUCGGAGCAGGAGGCCCUGGACCUGGUGCCACUGGUGACUAACGUAGUUCUGGAGGAACACUACCUGAUCGUGGGGGUGGUGGUGGUGGUGGACAUCGGGGUCAUCCCCAUCAACUCCCGAGGGGAGAAACAGAGAAUGCACCUACGGGACGGCUUCCUGGCCGACCAGCUGGACCCCAUAUAUGUGGCCUAUAACAUGUAGCCUGUCAAAGACAAGGCGUUGAACGGAUGGAUCGUGGUUAAUGUAUAUAAUGAACCUCAACAGGUUUUCCGUUCCCUGAGGAAAGCAGGGAUAGAGACGGAUAACGGGGUUUUGAACCCAGGCGCUCGCUAAGUUUUGUGUGACGUUGUUGCUAGUUCAAAUCAAAAGCACCUAGAAUUGACAAGAACAAGGGUGCUCUCAUUACCCCAAACAACAUUUUGUCAAACAGAAAUACAAUUUAGAAAAAAAAGAUUUGCAAUAAAAAAAUUGUUUGGCAGAAUUAAGUCAUCCCAGAAGACUGGUUAGUGAAGAAUUGGAAAGGAAGGUUCCCCAUGUUAUGAGAUGAGUCCCAAUCUAGUCUAGUCUUGCUUUUUCAGUCAUGGCUUUUGAAGUGUGUAUAUAUAUUUACAUGUUACAUAUUGCUGAAAUUGCUUGGUUUUUUUUAUCUGCCCUCCUAAAGGUUAGGGUAUUUUUUUAUAAUAAUUAUGACUGUGGCAAAUGGUAUUUUAUGUUUACCUUUUUUAUGAUAUCAGUCAUUACAUUUACAGAUAUGUUUUGAUAUAGGGCAUAUCAUUGUUGGCCUUGAACUUUACAUUAUGGGGUACAAUAUGUUGUUUUAUGUUUGUUGGUUACAUUUGUUUAGAACAAUUGUUUUUAAUUUUGUGCUAACAUUUUUUUCUGUAACAUCCCAACUACAGUGUGAUUAUUUCAACCACAGCAGGCUUUUACUCAGUUAUCAUGUUCAAUAUCUUUAUACUUCAACUGAAGGAAAACACUACAUUAUUUCAUAUCAUGUAAGUAUGUACAAAACUAAUUUAAUUUAUUUUGCUCUCUUAAGAAGUAUAUCAGAGAUGACAUUCAAGAAUGUUUUAAUCUUGAAUAUUUGCUAAUUUAAAAUCAAAAAACAUUGUAUUAUCUUGAGUGAAUACUAGUAUCACAUCAAUUACAGUAUCUCACAAAAGUGAGUACACCCCUCACAUUAUUGUCAAUAUUUGAUAUAUUUUCCUGUGACAAC